ACAAGCCGACGGGCACCCCAGGGCAGCACGCGCAUGGCCGACGACGACUGCCUCACCGAGGAGCUCGUCGUGCGCCACGGCGGCCAGUACGACCCCGAGCUGCUCCAGCGGCUGACCCUGAGCGGCCUGCGCCUCGCGCGGCUGGGCGCGGGCCUCGCGCGGUGCACGGCGCUGCGCGUCCUGGACCUCGCGCGGAACAAGUUGCAGCACCUCGACGGCGUCGAGGUCUGCGCGAGCCUCGAGCGGCUCCUCGUCGCGCGGAACGAGCUGACGCGCUUCGGCUUCGUCGCGGGCCUCGCGAAGCUGGACCACCUCGACGCCCGCGCGAACGCACUGCAGGACGUCGACGCCGUCGCGGCGGACCUGCGGCCGUGCGCGGCGCUCGCCUCGCUCGAGCUGCGGAGCGACGACGGGUCGGACGCGAACCCCUGCUGCGCGGCUCCGAGCUACGCCGCGACGCUGCGCAGGGCGCUGCCGGCGCUGCGGGUCCUCGACGGCGCGUCCCUCGCCCUCGCGGACGCGGCCGCGACCGCGCGCGGCGCGAUCGCCGCCGCGGCCGUCGACGCGGCGGCGCCGGCGCCCGACGACUGGCUCGGCGACGGCUUCGACGACGCGGCGGCGCCCGGCAAGGCGCUCCGGCCGGCGAACGCGGCCGCGGCGCGCGUCCGGGCGGACGCGGACCGGCUCCGCGCGGAGAUGGAACAUGGUGUCGCGACCGCCAAGGCGGCGCUUGGGCGAUCGCCCGGGUAA
Messenger RNA from Pelagomonas calceolata, 750 nucleotides. NCBI's taxonomy places the organism in Eukaryota, Pelagophyceae, Pelagomonadales, Pelagomonadaceae. The record is from the annotation of a GenBank genome assembly.